AUGAACGCAUUCGUCAAGCCUCUUUCUUCCUCAAUCCCGCCUAUCCCUGCUAGCAUUACACAGCCUUUGCUAUCCUCAGGCCAACAUCCGCAGGAAACAUUCCUUACUCUCCCAGCAGCGACCCCUCCACAUCAUCUUGUGGAAUCAACUCUGCCUCAUCCGAAUGUCCAAGAUCUAUCCAGUUUCAAGCCUAGCAUCACUUCACUCAUCAAGCUUGUUCUAAAAACCUAUUUAUCCUCUCGUAAACAGCAGUAUAUCACCGUAACACUUGUGCUCCUUGACCUCCUUCGAUCUGUCGCAGGAGUUGCUGUGAACAUCAACUUGAACCAGGAUAUUCAUGACGUUUAUGAGCCACCUCCGAUUUUGAACGCUGUACGUAGCGCAAUUGGGAUCCUGGGUUUGAUAUUUUCAAAUAUUUUUUCUUUCGAACUUCUCACCAGUGUGUGGGCAUUCGGAUGGAGAUACUUUUUAGUUCCCGCUCAUGUGGUCGACGCGCUCGUCAUUUUUACAAACGCUAUCGCUUCACUGUUGCCUAAUGGGCCAUUACAACAGGCUGCCUCACUGACAAUGAUACUACGCCUGUGGCGUCUUUUCAAAAAUUAUGGUCCUAUGUUUCUAGAUUCAGCUUCAAUACCACUACUGAGAGAAAUCGAAGAAGAAACUACUGGCCGGUUUCAUAUACCGUCCACAGAUUGCCUUUUACCCAAAAAUAAAAACACAGGACUGGACAUAGAAAACCUACCACAUCGUCUUGAAUGA
Molecule: messenger RNA, 759 nt
Organism: Blumeria graminis f. sp. triticale
Lineage: Eukaryota; Fungi; Ascomycota; Leotiomycetes; Helotiales; Erysiphaceae
Source: the annotation of a GenBank genome assembly